CAGUCUCAGAUUCUUGAGUAGCUCAAGGGAGUGAGGCGGGCGGCUCUGACUCCCCGGAGCCCAGCUCCGGAUCGGACGCUGUAUUUUCCGAGCUGCGCUGAGCUGCCCAGGACUCGGGUAUCUAUCUACUGCGCUCGGAACUCCUGGCGACGUCUCCCAGAGGGCGUGCCGAGACAUGGAGGGCACAGACCUGGCGGUGAAGCUCCUGUCCACCUGGCUGACGCUGGUAGUCGGCCUCAUCCUGUUGCCCUCGGUCUUCGGAUUAUCUCUAGGCAUCUCGGAGGUCUACAUGAAGAUUCUGGUGAAAACCUUGGAGUGGGCCACAUUGCGAAUUGAAAAGGGAGCGCCAAAGGAGUCAGUUCUAAAAAGCUCGGCUUCUGUGGGUAUUAUCCAAAGAGAUGAGUCACCCAUGGAGAAAGGGCUCUCCGGUCUUCGAGGACGGGACUUCGAGCUCUCUGACGCGUUUUAUUUCUCCAAGAAGGGAUUGGAAGCCAUUGUGGAAGACGAGGUGACCCAGAGGUUCUCCUCUGAGGAGCUAGUGUCAUGGAACCUCCUCACCAGAACCAAUGUCAACUUCCAGUACAUCAGUCCGAAGCUCACUAUGGUGUGGGUGCUGGGUGUCCUAAUACGCUACUGCUUUCUCCUGCCUCUGAGGGUUACUCUGGCUUUCAUUGGGAUCAAUUUGAUGAUUAUAGGAACUACUGUGGUUGGACAGCUCCCAGACAGCAGCCUCAAAAACUGGCUGAGCGAACUGGUACAUCUGACCUGCUCUAGGAUCUGUGUCCGCUCGCUGUCUGGCACCAUCCGUUAUCAUAACAAGCAGUACAGACCCCAGAAGGGUGGCAUUUGUGUGGCCAAUCACACUUCUCCCAUCGAUGUCUUGAUCCUGACCACGGAUGGAUGCUAUGCCAUGGUUGGACAGGUUCAUGGUGGGUUGAUGGGAAUCCUUCAGAGAGCCAUGGUGAAGGCUUGUCCACACGUCUGGUUUGAGCGCUCAGAAAUGAGGGACCGACACCUGGUCACUAAGAGAUUAAAAGAACACAUCGCUGAUAAGAAAAAGCUGCCCAUAUUAAUCUUCCCUGAAGGUACCUGCAUCAACAAUACUUCCGUCAUGAUGUUUAAGAAAGGAAGCUUUGAAAUCGGAGGGACCAUCUACCCAGUGGCGAUGAAGUACAACCCCCAGUUUGGUGACGCGUUCUGGAACAGUAGCAAAUACAACAUGGUGAGCUACUUGCUUCGAAUAAUGACCAGCUGGGCCAUCGUCUGCGAUGUGUGGUACAUGCCUCCCAUGACCAGAGAGGAAGGAGAAGAUGCGGUUCAGUUUGCGAACAGGGUUAAAUCCGCCAUCGCUAUACAAGGAGGACUGACAGAGCUGCCUUGGGAUGGAGGACUGAAGAGAGCAAAGGUGAAGGACACCUUUAAGGAAGAGCAGCAGAAGAACUACAGCAAGAUGAUCGUGGGCAAUGGCUCUCCCAGCCUGGACCUGGACUGAGCACUGCGGAUAAGCGUGGCUUCCCAGAGCUGGCCUUCAGGAGAGACGCUGUAUAGCGUCGUUUUGUUGUGCGGCUCUUUGCUCGUUUAUUGUUAGUCUUUUCUACCGGAUGACUGUCUCUACCUCUUCACGCCGGAGACAGAACCUACAGGUGCCCUUUUCUGACAUCUUGGUUAGACUGUGAACUCAGUGCGUUGUAAGGCUGCUUCUGCGUGGAAACAGAGUCUGCCUUUUGUAAAAUGAUGUGUUGUUGAUGACUGAAUGAAAUCUUUGUAUGUAAUACGACAUGUCAUUGAUGAUUGAAUGAAAUCUUUGUGUGCAAAAAAAAAGUGCUUCUAAAGCGUGCUUGGAACUUGUUAAUAAGGUAAUUCUCACAAACAACCCCAAACUCUGCAAUUCGAUUUCCUCCUCCCUUUAAUCUCCUUUAUUAUUAUUUUGAGACAGGGUGUUAUUUAUAUAGCCCAGACUGGCUUCAAACUCACUACAUAGUCAAGACUGGCCAGGAACUAUUGACUGUUCCUGGCUUCACUUCCCAAGUGCUAGGACUCCAGGCCUGUGCCACCUUGCCUAGCUGCUGAUGUCAGUAUCAUAUGUGAAAUCUCACCACAGCUCAUGCCUUACAGGCACAAUUAUGGUUGCAUUCUGCCCUAAGAAUGGGAGAAAAAUGGAGGAUUAUUUUUAGGGAAAAGGGCAAAUCUGUGGUCACCUGAUCUGAAAGGAAUUGAAUGGAGAUUAUUUUUUUUUUCUGUGUGUUGCAAGAGAGAUGUUGAUUGGUUAUAUUUAUUUAAGAAAUGUGUAGGAGUGGUGUUUGUUCGCCUUUGUUCCAGCAGCAGUGGGAAAAGCCCUGUUAGCUUUUCUUGUUCGUAUGCUAAAGAUCCCCUUUGUCUUAGGAUUUUCUUCUUUUUGUUUUUAAAAGGGAAGGAGCCUUUAAUAAACAAUCACACUAUCUUCAGUAGGAAGUGAGUGAAUACAGAGCUUGCUUCCUGUGCCCCCACCAACCUCACUGUAGUGAUUUAGUCCCAAACUUUCCCGGCCUUUUAAGCAGAAAACUAAGUGGUAUAAUUACCUUUUGGAAACUGAGCCUUAACGUUUUUAAAGGGGAAACAAGCUUUCUCCGAGUCCAAUAGCAUGAGCAAUAUUUGAUGAUAGCAAUAUAUUUCCGCGGCGAGCUCUUGAGGCGUUAGGAACCUCCAGAGAAACCCUAUACAGAAAGUGAACUGUCUUACUGACUAUGAAUAAAUUUUAUAUUUUUAA
Molecule: messenger RNA, 2746 nt
Organism: Myodes glareolus (Bank vole)
Lineage: Eukaryota; Metazoa; Chordata; Mammalia; Rodentia; Cricetidae
Source: RefSeq, a predicted model, not a curated record